UUGACCAAAUUUGCAUAUAUCUUGUCUUUUUGUCUAUGAACUUUAAGUGAGCUAAUCUUUUUUUUAAUUGUAAAAUAUACAUAAUAUAAACGGUACCAUUUAAACCAUUUUUAAGCAUUUAAUUUGGUGGCAUUAAGUACAUCUACACUGCUGUGCAACCAUAACCACUGUCCACUCCAGAACUCUUUUCAUCUGCUAAAACUGAAACUCUAUCCUUUGAGCAAUAAUUCCCCAUCCUCCUCCUCCAGCCCUGGCAGCAGCAACCUAAUCUUUUUAACUUUGUAUUAAAAUAGAAUAUACAGAAAAGUUCACAUAUCAGAAGUGCACUGACAAACCACUGACAAACCACGAGGAAGGGAAUGUUUUUAAGUGUUAGUGUAGAGGUUCCUCUUUUCUUUCCAGAGCCAGUUGCCAGUUCUAAUAGUACAGAUUUACCUUCUCUUUAAUCAUCACAUAACUUCAAUUGAUAAUGUUAUGUAGCUUGACUGAUGACUAGCUCAGAGCUAGCGAGGCUGUAACCAAGAGCAUAUAUAAAGUACUGUGCAGCAGUGCGUCACAAGGUUUUUGCAUAGGGCUUAGUCAAGGCUUUUGGAACCGCCCUCAUUUGCACCUUGUGCUAUAUUAGUACUUCUCAGACAGGAAGAAUUUUCUUUUGCUGGUGUGCCUUGUCCGGUUACCUUCAGGAAGAUUGGAUAACCAAGAAAUGACUAAUCAAGAGUCUGCUGUACAUGUGAAAAUGAUGCCAGAAUUCCAGAAAAGUUCAGUUCGAAUCAAGAACCCUACAAGAGUAGAAGAAAUUAUCUGUGGUCUUAUCAAAGGAGGAGCUGCCAAACUUCAGAUAAUAACAGACUUCGAUAUGACACUCAGUAGAUUUUCAUACAAAGGGAAAAGAUGCCCAACAUGUCAUAAUAUCAUUGACAACUGUAAGCUGGUUACAGAUGAAUGUAGAAAAAAGUUAUUGCAACUAAAGGAAAAAUAUUACGCUAUUGAAGUUGAUCCUGUUCUUACUGUAGAAGAGAAGUACCCUUAUAUGGUGGAAUGGUAUACUAAAUCACAUGGUUUGCUUGUUGAACAAGCUUUACCAAAAGCUAAACUUAAAGAAAUUGUGGCAGAAUCUGACGUUAUGCUCAAGGAAGGAUAUGAGAAUUUCUUUGAUAAGCUCCAACAACAUAGUAUACCCGUGUUCAUAUUUUCGGCUGGAAUCGGCGAUGUAUUAGAGGAGGUUAUUCGUCAAGCUGGUGUUUAUCAUCCAAAUGUCAAAGUUGUGUCCAAUUUUAUGGAUUUCGAUGAAACUGGGGUGCUCAAAGGAUUUAAAGGAGAACUAAUUCAUGUAUUUAACAAACAUGAUGGUGCCUUGAGGAAUACAGAAUAUUUCAAUCAACUCAAAGACAAUAGUAACAUAAUUCUUCUGGGAGAUUCCCAAGGAGACUUAAGAAUGGCAGAUGGAGUAGCCAAUGUUGAGCAUAUUCUGAAAAUUGGAUAUCUAAAUGAUAGAGUGGAUGAGCUUUUAGAAAAGUACAUGAACUCUUAUGAUAUUGUUUUAGUACAAGAUGAAUCAUUAGAAGUAGCCAACUCUAUUUUACAGAAGAUUCUAUAAACAAGCAUUCUCCAAGAAGACCUCUCUCCUGUGGGUGCAAUUGAACUGUUCAUCUGUUCAUCUUGCUGAGAGACUUAUUUAUAAUAUAUCCUUACUCUUGAAGUGUUCCCUUUGUAUAACUGAAAUAUUUUCAGACAUGGUGAAUGCAUCAACUGGAAGCUCCUUUUUCUCCACCUCUCUCAACACACUCCUCACCUUAUCUUUUAACACAUUAAAAAAAAAAAAAAAUCUUAAAGCCAAAAUUAGAAAAGUAACUCCCUACUUUUCCAAAGUGAAUUUUGUAGUUUAAUGUUAUCAUGCAGUUUUUGAGGAGUCUUUUACACUGGGAAAGUUUGUAGAACUUUUAAAAUAAGUUUUAUGAAAUGGUGAAAUAAUAUGCAUGAUUUUAAGUAUUGCCAUUUUUGUAAUUUGGGUUAUUAUGCUGAUGGUAUCACCAUCUCUUGAAAUUGUGUUAGGUUUGGUUAUUUUGGGGAAAACAUAUUUACCGGAAAAGAGUAGCACUUACUGUUGGAAAAAACUGGUGGUGUUUACAACGUCACUAAUCAUUACAAAACAUUCUGUAUUGAAGCACUGAUAAUAAAUAUGAAAUGAAAAGCCUUUUUAA
Messenger RNA from Cercocebus atys (sooty mangabey), 2201 nucleotides. RefSeq names its product 5'-nucleotidase, cytosolic IIIA (gene NT5C3A). NCBI's taxonomy places the organism in Eukaryota, Metazoa, Chordata, Mammalia, Primates, Cercopithecidae. Gene Ontology annotation, cellular component: cytoplasm. Gene Ontology annotation, molecular function: 5'-nucleotidase activity; magnesium ion binding. The record is from RefSeq and is a predicted model, not a curated record. Bases 704 to 1597 code for a protein of 297 amino acids. The transcript has 10 exons.